Messenger RNA from Drosophila ananassae, 3591 nucleotides. RefSeq names its product potassium voltage-gated channel subfamily KQT member 1 (gene KCNQ). Lineage: Eukaryota; Metazoa; Arthropoda; Insecta; Diptera; Drosophilidae. The record is from RefSeq and is a predicted model, not a curated record. Gene Ontology annotation, cellular component: membrane. Gene Ontology annotation, molecular function: voltage-gated potassium channel activity. Gene Ontology annotation, biological process: potassium ion transport; transmembrane transport. The coding region runs from base 548 to 3424 and encodes 958 amino acids. The transcript has 19 exons.
UUGGCUUUUCGGUUUCAUUUGAAGUUCGCUCGGCAACGCAACUAGCUGCGUUUUCCGCUCUCCGAUUUUCCGCCAGCCAGCGAUCCACGGAAUUGCUCGGCGGAUAAGAAGCCGGCGGCGGGCCAGCUACAGAUAAUACGGCCCCCAGAUCCAGCGCGUGAAAAUAACCGAUUUCGUAUCCAAAUGCGGCGCGGGGAGGGAUAAAUAACAAAUAGAGGCGAAAAAAAAAAUAAGAAAAAAAUAAAUAUUAAUAACUCGCAGAAGGCAAACAGCAAGAAGCGAUCGUAAAACAAGUGCCAGCGUUGCGAGUUUCUGUGACAGUGUGUCUGUGAGUUUUGGCUAAAGCAAAAAAACCGUGAAAUCAAACAAAAAAUAGUUAAUACUCACCAAACAAAAAAGGCGAGUAAACAAACAACAAAACCGGAGAAAUAAAAAUAAUACAAAAAUAAAUACAAAAUAAAAACACGAGCGACCAGCAAAAAAGAUCCAGUCAGAAAGGAAAUGUAGACCGGGCAGGCCGAUCUCGGAAAGAAUCCUGCAACCGCGAAUGUCACUCCUAGGGAAGCCGCUCAACUACAAUCGCGGCACCCGCCGCGAUGUUCGCUACCGGCGGCUCCAGAGCCGCCUCUACAACUUCCUGGAGCGACCGCGGGGCCUGCACGCCAUCUUCUACCAUGUUAUGGUAUUCCUGAUGGUGUUCACCUGCCUGGCUCUGAGCGUAUUCUCCACCAUCAAGGAGUACGAGGAGGACGCCGUCUACAUCCUGUUCCGAAUGGAGAUCCUGGUUGUCAUCUGGUUCACGAUGGAGUUCGGGGCCCGCCUGUGGUCCUCGGGCUGCCGAUCGCGGUACCAGGGCUGCAUUGGGCGGCUGAAGUUCAUCAAGCGACCAUUCUGUAUUAUAGAUAUAGUCACCAUUUUAGCUUCAAUUGUAGUAUUAGGCAUGGGCACUUCCGGUCAGGUGUUCGCCACGAGUGCCCUGCGAGGUCUGCGGUUCUUUCAGAUCCUGCGGAUGGUGCGCAUGGAUCGGCGGGGCGGCACCUGGAAGCUGCUCGGUUCGGUUGUUUACGCACACAGACAGGAGCUGAUCACAACCAUGUACAUAGGAUUCUUAGGUCUAAUAUUUGCAUCAUUCCUGGUCUAUAUGUGGGAGAAGGACGUCAAUGAUAAGUUCAGUAAUUUCGCACAGGCCCUAUGGUGGGGUGUGAUAACACUCUGCACGGUGGGAUAUGGAGACAUGGUGCCGAUCACCUGGCAGGGCAAGUUGAUAGCCUCCUGUUGUGCCCUGUUGGGGAUAUCCUUCUUUGCGCUACCAGCGGGAAUCCUGGGCAGUGGUUUUGCUUUAAAGGUCCAACAGCAGCAGCGGCAGAAACACAUGAUCCGGCGACGCCAGCCGGCUGCCACUCUCAUCCAGGCCGUGUGGCGAUGCUAUGCGGCCGACGAGCAUUCCGUGUCGGUGGCCACAUGGAAGAUCCAUCAGGUGGCCUUGCCCAGUCCGCCGGCCUCUUCUGAAAACUGGGAGCGAUUAUUAAAAAACAUAACUGAAUAUAGACGUGCCUCGUCCAGCUUUAAGCACAACACGUCCUUUGUGGCCCGCCUGCCCACCAUCCGGCGGCACAAGAGCCAAACGAUCCAGACACCGGGCGGAGGUGACGGCACCGGAAUGUCCAAGCCCCCGGGCUCGUCACGGGCCUCCACGCGCUACACCCGCACCAUUCGGGACAUCAAUGCGUCCGUCGAGAAUCUGGCCAGCCAGCCGCCAGAGUCGCUGGCCAACUGCAAACUCAGCUCCAGUGCCGGCUCCCUGGCCCAGUUUCCCGACCCGGAACCAGAGAUCCAGGUCCAUGUGGUUUCCGAGCGGGAUCAAGGCCAGGAGCUGGUCAAGAGUGAACCUAACCAGAGCUCCAGAAACCUAACCAUUCCGGUGGUGCUUUACGGUUUUCUCCACGGAAACUUCUUUGGCUCGACGUUGUCGCUGCGUGGUUCGCGAGUGGCUCCGGCCAACGACCGGGACGUAGAGGCUGGAUGCCACCAGGAGGAGGAUAAGCCAGGAGAAGAUGCCUGCCGGCGGAGUAACACACUACCCUUGCCCGGCAUCAGCCGGAGGAGUCCUAGUUCCAGUCCAAGCCGCAGUCCGGGCAGCGGACGCACGGGUCGCUUUUUUGCGGCUGCCUCGCACUUCCUGGAGACCGGAUUCUCGCACAGUGCCACCACUGGAGGCGGCGGUGGUGGUGGUGCAAGUUCAGAAGUGGCAAAUGAGGAUGAGGAGCCGCGCUGCACCCAGCUAACCAACCGGCACAAGACCGCCAUCCGCUUCAUACGCAAGCUCAAAUACUUUGUGGCUCGUCGGAAGUUCAAGGAAGCCCUAAAGCCCUACGAUGUCAAGGAUGUCAUGGAGCAAUAUGCAGCAGGUCAUGUGGACUUGUUGGGUCGCGUAAAGAUGCUACAUCUGCGAUUGGAUCAAAUCCUAGGCAAACAAGGCUCCAAGGCCAAGGAUGUGUACGCAUCUAAGAUAAGCUUAGCCUCUAGGGUGGUUAAAGUCGAGCGGCAGGUCGCUGAUAUUGAAGAGAAGCUGGACGUGCUGAUCAAGGCGUAUAUGGAGGAUCGUGAUAGAUUCCUGGCUCUUCCGUUGCCAGCCAAGCCCAAAAUACAUUCCAUUAGUCCCAACCACAAGCCCCUGCACCACGCCCACAAUCUGGCCAUGAUCGAUGUGUGGAAACGCACUGCGGCGCUGAGUGUCCAUCCGGAGCAGGUGACUACCACACCGGUGGUGAGUGCCUCGGUCACCGAUGGCUCCGAGCUGAAGUCCCUGACGGCCACACAAACGGCGACCACGACCACGGAUGCGAUAGCCACACAAACCCCCAUGCCGCCGCACAUGCAGCAUACAGCGACCAAUACAAAGUCUUCCGUGCUUAACUCAUAUCAGCUGGGGUCUGAGAAGCAGCAGCACAAUGAUGUUUUUAUGACUGAAUUAGAGAAUAGAACCAAAAAACGUGUUACGUUAAGCCUACAAAGAUCCACAUCGGAGCCAUAUAGCAAGCAGGAGCAACGCAUCAAUAUACCCGAUGAGGGUGCUGAAUCCCUGGACAGCAGUGCAAAGCCAACGCCGCCAGAUAGUUCAAUUAUACUAAUCGAUGAGUACGAGGAUUUCGAGGAGGAGGACCUUAACUGUGAAGGCGAAAUGGAACACUUCCCCUCCUGGGAGAUCGACAGUGAUAUUGGGGUCGAUGUGGACGUGGAUGCGGACGCCGAUGGCGACUGCGAUGAAUCCACUGAGGACACGGCCCUGCUGCAGUGCGCCACGCGUACUGCCAUUGUUAUAACACCAAUUAGCCCAGUAAGCUCCGCACACAAUCUUCAGCAGUUAAAUGACCAAACUACAACGCUUAAUAAAUCAAAUUUGCUUCCGCCAGACUCUGGCUAGUUAAAUGCAAUUGAAAAGUUAGCUUAUGUUAUCACUAGAAUUAUAUUAUGUACUAUUGAAUACAUGUUAAUGUCAUUUUCGGACAUCAUUUGUGUUCACAAUAUGGAUAGCAAACAAAUGAAAAUCAAACCAAUAAAUCUGCUUUAGCAAAACAAUUUUAAAUUUAA